ACCCACGCCGCCGUCAUGUCCCGGUACCUGCGUCCCCCCAACACGUCUCUCUUCGUAAGGAACGUGGCGGACGAUACCAGGUCUGAAGAUUUACGACGCGAAUUCGGUCGUUAUGGUCCUAUAGUUGAUGUGUAUGUUCCACUUGAUUUCUACACUCGCCCUCCAAGAGGAUUUGCAUAUGUUCAAUUUGAGGAUGUUCGUGAUGCAGAAGAUGCUUUACAUAAUUUGGACAGAAAAUGGAUUUGUGGACGCCAGAUUGAAAUACAGUUUGCACAGGGGGAUCGAAAGACUCCAAAUCAGAUGAAAGCCAAGGAAGGGAGAAAUGUGUAUAGUUCUUCACGCUAUGAUGAUUAUGACAGAUAUAGACGUUCUAGAAGCUGAAGUUAUGAAAGAAGGAGAUCAAGAAGUCGUUCCUUUGAUUACAACUACAGAAGAUCUUAUAGUCCUAGAAACAGUAGACCGACUGGAAGACCACGGCGUAGCAGAAGCCAUUCCGACAAUGAUAGAUUCAAACACCGAAAUCGAUCUUUUUCAAGAUCUAAAUCCAAUUCAAGAUCACGGUCCAAGUCCCAGCCCAAGAAAGAAAUGAAGGCUAAAUCAUGUUCUAGGUCUGCAUCUCACACCAAAACUAGAGGCACCUCUAAAACAGAUUCCAAAACACAUUAUAAGUCUGGCUCAAGAUAUGAAAAGGAAUCAAGGAAAAAAGAACCACCUAGAUCCAAAUCUCAGUCAAGAUCACAGUCUAGGUCUAGGUCAAAAUCUAGAUCAAGGUCUUGGACUAGUCCUAAGUCCAGUGGCCACUGAUAGUAUAAACCAUGAUAUUUUUAGGCAUGUAUCAUUCAUUUACUCAUAG
Molecule: messenger RNA, 853 nt
Organism: Mesoplodon densirostris (Blainville's beaked whale)
Lineage: Eukaryota; Metazoa; Chordata; Mammalia; Artiodactyla; Ziphiidae
Product: serine/arginine-rich splicing factor 10-like
Molecular function (GO): RNA binding
Source: RefSeq, a predicted model, not a curated record